GCUAGAAUUUCAUUUUUCAACGGUACAAAGAGUGCUGAGCAUCGGAGCUGCUUCGAAUUCAUAAAGUAAAUUGCGAGUUUUGUUUUAAAACAAAAAAAUGAGUGAAUUGUUGUUGUCACCGCCUUCUACGCCGGAAAUGAUUAAAAUAACUGAAGUUUUUGAGGAAAACAUGAAAAGGAAAAGAGAAAUCUCUUCGCCUUUUAGUCAUCAUCACCAGCCUUUAACCCCUCAACCUUCAGAUUCAGAAGCUGAGGAUUACCACGAUUAUCCAUUGAAGAAAAGGAUUUGUAAAUAUGAAAUUGGAAAAAGCUUUGAGAAGCCUAUGACGCCUCCUCCGGAAAUUGAAGCUGAAGAUAUUGUUCAAGAUCCGCAACGUUCUUUAACUUCAUCAGUGAAUCAUAAUAAUAUUAAUAAUAAUAAUAAUAACAACAACAUGAGGACGUUUUCAGUGAUAAUGAAAGCGAAUAAAGAUGGGUCGUGUUCUCCAAUACCACAAAACACAAUAAAUUUAGUGAAAACAUUAAAAUUUAAAAUGGAUAAACCACAAAUUUCAUCUCAAUCCUUUCAAAUUCCUCAACUCCCCCUCUCAAAUGAGCCCCCUCAAAAAAUAACCCAAGAAAGCACUCUCCAACCAAAUCCAAAAUUCUUAGUGAACCAAUUAAAACCGAAUCUCCAACCUUUAGCACCAAAACUCCUUACAAAUCAACCACCACGAACGGUUUUCCUCUCACAAGAUGGUCAAAUAAUCCCUGCUCAACUCGUACUUUUAACCCAACCGACUCAAAUCUUACCGCAAAGUACUCAAAUUUUAACUCAAAAUCAAACGGCACAAACGCGAAGGAGAGUUUAUGAGUGUAAAUUUGAAGGGUGUGGUAAAAAUUAUUUUAAAUCGUCGCAUCUGAAAGCUCAUAAUAGGACUCAUACCGGUGAGAAACCGUUUGUGUGUCAAUGGGAUCAAUGCGGAAGGAGAUUUUCAAGGUCGGAUGAGUUAUCGAGACAUAAAAGAACUCACACUGGGGAGAAAAAGUUUGAGUGCACUCAUUGUCAAAGGAAGUUCAUGCGAUCUGAUCAUCUCGCGAAACAUGUUAAGAGACAUACGAAAUCGUCGAGGCCCGUCGUUCAACAACAACAAAGAUGUUUUGUUUCGAUGUUGAGGCCUUUACAACCUGCACCGAUUGAAAGUUGAAGAAAGUUAAAAUAAGUUAAACAAUUCAAACAAAAAGGAUCUGGAAAAAGACUUUUAAUAAAUUUUUUUAUGAUUACAAAUAAUUAAAAAAAAAAUUGAAUGACUGAUGACAUUCCGCUUUAAAACCAAGAGUAUUAUCUGUGA
This is a messenger RNA of Onthophagus taurus, 1330 nucleotides long. It is a transcript of the gene cbt, whose product is annotated as Kruppel like transcription factor cabut. Gene Ontology annotation, biological process: regulation of transcription by RNA polymerase II. Lineage: Eukaryota; Metazoa; Arthropoda; Insecta; Coleoptera; Scarabaeidae. The record is from RefSeq and is a predicted model, not a curated record. Gene Ontology annotation, molecular function: RNA polymerase II cis-regulatory region sequence-specific DNA binding; DNA-binding transcription factor activity, RNA polymerase II-specific.